CCACGCCUUGACGUCAGUCGAGGAAGAGGUGACCCUUCGUGAGGUAGUCGCUGUCCUGUUCCCGGACCUGUACUCGCGCGUUUGUUGUUGUCGGGCGGCCAUGCGGUCGACGGAGAGAGUGUGGCUGCUGCUGGUGGUAAUAGUGGUUGUGCUGCUGCCGGAAGCCCUACCGGCGAAGUACGUCCCCAAGUGGAAGAAGCAGGCUUGCGAGAUCCCGGCUCGGCAGCACCCGGGCUCCCACUACACCUGCGAUGACAAUGGCGACGUCAAGUGCCUACCGGGCUGGACGGGGGAUCUGUGCGACGUCCCCGUGUGUCGACGGGGCUGCGACCCCCUGCAGGGCUACUGCAAGCGGCCGGGGGAAUGCCGCUGUAAACUAGGUUUCUACGGAGACCUGUGCAACAAAUGCAUCGCGCUGCCCGGUUGUCAGCACGGCUACUGCAACAACAGCUUCGAGUGCAACUGCGAGGAAGGCUGGGACGGUCUUUUCUGCUCGGAGCCGAUCUGCCGGUCCGACUGCCAUCAGACGCGAGGCUACUGCGAAAGUCCUGGCGAGUGCCGCUGUCGCCUCGGUUGGGCCGGUGAGACGUGCCGAGAGUGCCAGGUGCUCCCCGGCUGCCAGCACGGCUACUGCACCAAGCCGCUGGAGUGCCGCUGCAAGGAAGGCUGGACCGGCAUCCUCUGUCAGACGGCGAUUUGCGCCGAGAACUGUCACAAGGAGCGCGGCUACUGCAGGAGGCCCGGGGAGUGCAGGUGCAAGGUGGGAUGGUGGGGCACUAACUGCGACAAGUGCCACGCCUACCCGGGCUGCGUGCACGGCUCAUGCGCCCGUCCCUGGGAGUGCAACUGCGAGCCCGGCUGGGGAGGCAUGCUCUGCGAUCAGGAGCUCAUGUACUGCGUAAACAACCCUGAUACAUGUCAAAACGGAGGCACAUGCGUCAGCCUGGCGGAGGAGGACGGUGACUACCUCUGCGAGUGUCCGCAAGGUUUCCUCGGCAAGAACUGUGAGACAGCGAAGGUCAACAACUCAACCACACCCAGCCCACCCAAAAUGCCAACGACCUCGACAACAACUCAAAUCCCUCUCAGCUCCAGCACCCCGACCAGCACAUCUCCCACCAUCAAGGGCCAGAAUGUGAGCACCGCCGCGCCCGCGACGGCGGGAAUGCCCUCUGCUGUGGAGGCGGAGGCCGGUGCCACGCCCGAACCCAGUAACUCCACCACCACACUGGCAACGCCCGACAGCACUCACACCUCCCUGAGCACAUCUACGACCACCGCGCCAACCACCGCCGCCGGUCCUCUUCCGACCACUUUGCGGGGUUCGCUGUUGAAAGUAAAGCGAGUGUCGUCGACCAAGCUGCGAACACCACAUCCCGGCCACCAGCGGCCGUUACUGCACCACCAUCACCACCAUCUCCCUUUGGACCACAGUAAUGAGGCAUUUUGAUGUAUAAAUGAGAUGUGGAGGGAGGGGGGGGGAGGCAAGAUAAUAAUUGUACUGAAAUCAUUGAACAAAGCCAAAAAUGCUCAGGGAAGUCUCUCAGAACUGAUAUGUUUGAACUGUCUUGGAGGUAGUUCCAGCCCCCAACACAGUCCCAAAGGUGGUCGCAAUCACAGCUUAUUGUGGCGGUCCAC
Molecule: messenger RNA, 1638 nt
Organism: Frankliniella occidentalis (western flower thrips)
Lineage: Eukaryota; Metazoa; Arthropoda; Insecta; Thysanoptera; Thripidae
Gene: C901
Product: neurogenic locus protein delta
Exons: 9
Coding region: 101-1450 (449 amino acids)
Biological process (GO): cell communication; neuron development; heterophilic cell-cell adhesion
Cellular component (GO): membrane; neuron projection
Molecular function (GO): protein heterodimerization activity; protein homodimerization activity; cell adhesion molecule binding
Source: RefSeq, a predicted model, not a curated record